GAUCACAAUUUUUAUAACCUUCUUUUGGCAUUUAAAUUUUUAAUGUGCUAGAUGACUUUGGGGGAAGAAAAAUGCAGUGUCCCAGGGCUGUUUCUACCCUGAGAAGACCUGGGUAAUACUCAGACUCCCAGUUGUUUGCACCUAUGUCAUCCCAGCAUGCCACCUGCUCACAGCCAGAACCAUGCACAUUUGCCAAGGGACAAAUUCUGGGUUUGCACAUACAUGACCUAGGUAAGUGGUAGCAGCCCCCAUCAUGGAAUGGCCCUGGGGAUCUAAAUCCAGGGAAGUCUCCUGUCUAUCGGCUAUGCCUUCUGAGCCCACUGCUUGUCUUCCCCAAUUGUGACCUCAUGUUAUUCCAGAAUGAGCUCUCUCCUGGGACCUUUUCCUUCCAGACUCUUCCCUUUAGUGAGGCUGGGGGCUACAAGUCGAGAAGGAAUAUGCCAACCUGGCAGCAGAGAUGCAUCCUGGAUAGAGGGAGACACUUGUCUCAGGAAGCCAGGAAUGGAUGCCAACCCAGUCAACGGAGUCUUUCUGCCAUUGCCAACCUGACUCAACAUCUUCUGCUCUCUAUGGGCCACUGGAUGGUAAAGGAGAGAAACCAAAGACUGGACGAUAAGAAGUAAUAAGUUGCAGGAUAGGUUAUGAGCAAAAGGCAGAAGGGACUUAGAAUUAGAGAAGCUGCCCUUUCACUGACCUUAGGGACAGCUAUCAGAGUGGGAGACAGGACCCAGGCUUCAGGCAACGUCUGCCAGGUUAAACAUGAGGGAUGCUGUGGCAUCACCCCACCCCACCCCCACUGCCUUCCUCACAAUGGGGUUUAUUGCUGAGGUGGGAGGGGCAUCGUAGGGGGGCCCAGUAGGGGACCUAGCUACCAGACACCUUUGGGGAGCCUGACCUUUCAAGCAUGAGCCAUACCAUCUGGGCUCCCCCAUUCCCAGUGUGUUCUUAGCUCUGCCUGCCCGGCGUGGGGUCCUGGAUACCUUCUUGGAGUUCAUCCAGCAGCCAUCAUGCAAGGUGGUGCUGGGGGCUGCCCUUUUACUAGGAGGUGGAGGCCUCAUGCUGUGGAUUCAGAGAAAGAGAAAGAAGGCAGUCACUGAAUCUGCAGAAGAUGCGGACAAGUCGCCAGACUCCCACAAAGCAAAAAAUGGGAAUUGGAUCAAAUCUCACUUUAGCCGCCUUUCUGAAGAGAAGCUGCUCCCCAACAGUGCCAGCACCUAUAACAACUCUCCCCAGCCCGAGAGUGGGAGUGGAGAGGCCAGCACCACCAUUCAUAUGGAGACUGUCACCACCAGGCAUGGAGAAGGGGGCACUGCUGUGCGCCGGGAAUCUUUUACCAGCAGGCAAAAGGCACCUGGGUCCUCGGUGAUUAAAGAGACCCACAAGGAGUCUGGAAUAUCCUCAUCCUCGAAUGAGGCCACUUGGGCUGCUGUGGCUGCCUGCACGAGGGAGAUUGACAGUAAAGGACGGCAACUGGCUAACUCCAUGCUGCAGCGAGCCACGGCCUACCAGCACUCAGGCCACCUUGAGUCCAGGGACAUCAAUCAGGAGGAGCUGAAAGCCCUUGAGGAGGUGGAACUAAAGCUAAAAACAAAUUUCCUCACCCAGCGGGAAAACACCAUAGCUGGUGCUAACCACACACACACUUUCUAUAGCAUUGGUCACCGUGGCCACCAGAGCCACCAGAGCCAUCCAGGCUACCAGAGCCACCAGGUUUAUCCAGGUCACCUGAGCCACCAGAAUCAUCAUGGCCACCAGAGCCAACAGAGUCACCAGGGUCAUCCAGGCCACCUGAGCCAUCAGGGUCACCCAGGCCACUCAAACCACCAGAGCCACAGUCUGCCCAACCGCAACCACCAGAUCUAUGACUCCUGUGAAGCCACCUAACCAUGGGUGGAGAUGCCCCUUCCCCCAGCAGGGCUGGCUCCAAACAGGCCUGUUUCUCUCUUAUGUGGCAAUCAGUGCGGUCCAGGAUGAGAACUGCUGCCGAAAACCUUUCUUCCUCAGACCCCUACAGGCAUUACAGCCCCUUUGACUCCAUGAGUGGAGUCAGCCAUAGAGGAUGGUCCCUGCCAGGAGGGCUGGGAAGAAGCAAAGCAGCUAACACAGACGCUGAGGACCCUGAAUCCCCACUGAGAGAAGACAGAUGAGGCAGAUCCCAGGAGCAGCUGAGAGCCCCGUAGUGAUGCCAAAAUGCCUGGAACAGAGCCAAUAAAGCCUUGCAUACCCUCAGUCUGCGUCCAGGGACUCUGUGGGCAGCUGAAGGUCUGGGCAGGGAUAGAGGGAGAGGGCUCCUUCUCCAGUAGUCCUGUGUGUCUGACGUUAGCCUAGGGCCUUGGCAUUGGGACAGAUUUGAGACUCCAUAAAAAAGACUCCCUGGUCUUAGAUCGGGGGAGGGAUACUUCUGGGGCCUCAAUAUCUGCUAACCUGCUAUUGUCAGAGAACGGGGAACUAGCCCAGCCCUGUAUUAGGGGAGAUAGGGGAAAGAAACGGGUUUGAGAAGAAAUUAAGUAAGCCAGGUGGGACGUAGGGUCUGGGCCCUCUUGGUGCCAUCCUCACCUUACUUGUUUUCAAGCCCUGUGGCAUCCCACACUGCAUUUCUCUCUCCCUGCCCCCUGCUUCCCAGGGCCCCUCCCUGACUCCUCCCUCCCAGUUUGUGCCCAUUGCUGGGCUGUGACUGUAAUGCAGCUAUUGCUGC
Messenger RNA from Otolemur garnettii (small-eared galago), 2695 nucleotides. RefSeq names its product chromosome unknown C10orf62 homolog (gene CUNH10orf62). The coding region runs from base 1057 to 1884 and encodes 275 amino acids. The record is from RefSeq and is a predicted model, not a curated record. The transcript has a single exon. Lineage: Eukaryota; Metazoa; Chordata; Mammalia; Primates; Galagidae.